Messenger RNA from Gloeophyllum trabeum ATCC 11539, 1770 nucleotides. Its product is annotated as cytochrome P450. The coding region runs from base 118 to 1770 and encodes 550 amino acids. The transcript is spliced from 11 exons. Gene Ontology annotation, molecular function: iron ion binding; heme binding; oxidoreductase activity, acting on paired donors, with incorporation or reduction of molecular oxygen. NCBI's taxonomy places the organism in Eukaryota, Fungi, Basidiomycota, Agaricomycetes, Gloeophyllales, Gloeophyllaceae. The record is from RefSeq and is a predicted model, not a curated record.
GGACAGCGCUGCCGCCCCUCAGCGGCCCGACUCGAGUGCUCCUUGAACCCCACAGUAACUGACGCAACAUCUUAAGGUGGUGCUGGCCUCAUUCAAUUCAGCUUGCGGUGGUCCAUCAUGUUCUUGUCCGCCUUCACCCUCGCCGCCCUCGUAGCGCUCGCCAGGGUUGCAUGGUUUCUGUACCGACGCUCUGUAGUCAAGUCGCCAUUACGGACUCUGCCUGGUCCGCCGAGCAAGUCAUGGCGUACUGGACAUCUCGGGCUACUUUACAACCCGUACGGAAUGAAAUGGCAUCAUGAGCUGAACCAGAAAUAUGGAGGCGUCGCAAAAAUCAAUGGUAUUUGGGGUGAUGAGCAACUUUACAUUGCGGAUCCCAAGGCCUUGCAUCACGUCUGUGUCAAGGAAGUCGACAACUUCGAAGAAACCGAUAUCUUUGUCCUUGGAAACCAACAAAUCUUUGGCGAUGGACUCCUCUCCACGUGGGGUGCUAAGCACAAACAGCAACGUCGCAUCCUCAAUCCCAUCUUCUCGACCAGCCACAUGCGCGAUGUCACUCCCGUCUUGUAUCACGUGAUUCACCUCCUCAAAGACAGAAUCGCCGAGUCCACGGCAUCAGGUCCCGCGAAAGUAGACAUGCUCGAUUACAUGAUGCGUACUGCUCUCGAGGGCAUCGGCCAAGCCGGUCUCGGUCACUCUUAUGAGGCUUUAUCGAAAGGUGACGGUAACUCACCCUUCCGCCUCGCUUUGAGAGGCUUGAUUCCGGCGAUCUUCUCUCUACAAAUCGAGCGUCAAAUGCUGCUGCCGGCCAUCCUGUCUAUCACAAGUCCGUCGAUCCGCAGACAGCUGGUGGAUAUGACGCCUAGUCGGCGCCUGCACAAAUUGCGGGACAUUGUUGACUGCAUGUACAAGACGAAUAAGCAAGUCCUUGAAGAGAAGAAACAGGCGCUCAGGGAAGGCGAGGAGAAGGUCUCCAAACAGGUCGGCCAAGGAAGGGACAUUGUCAGCGUAUUGUUACGUGCUCUGGAGAACAGCUCAGAGGAGGACGGCAUGUCCGAUUCCGAAGUCCUUGCUCAUAUGACCACGCUGGUCUUUACCUCCCACGAUACGACAUCUUCAACAUUGGCUCACAUAUUGCAUUUCCUGGCCAUACAUCCUGACGUCCAGGAGAAGCUGAGACAAGAAAUCAAAACUGCCAAGGACCAAUGGGAGAAGGAGCACAGUACCAGGGACAUUGCAUAUGACGAGCUCAACGAGCUUCCAUUCCUCGAGAACGUCAUCCGUGAAACUCUGAGAUUAGAGGCUCCGGUAACCUUCAUGUCCCGAACUGCUCGUGCAGACUCUGUCAUGCCCUUGUCCCGACCCAUCAGGGGUACUGACGGGCAACUGAUCACUGAGGUCCCUGUCGCGAAGAAUCAGAACGUCAUCAUCGGCAUCGCAGCUGCAGACCGUGAUCCCGAAAUUUGGGGAGACGACGCUGCGGAAUGGAAGCCUGAGCGAUGGACAGACGGCGUCCCCAAGCGCGCAGCGGAGGCACAUUUGCCCGGUAUCUACGCUGGAACCAUGGCUUUCUUGGGUGGAGGCCGAGCUUGUAUCGGCUAUAAGUUCGCCCAGCUGGAGAUCAAACUUAUCAUCUCGGUGCUGAUUGAUCAUUUCCGUUUCUCGCUUUCCGACGAGGAGAUCACCUGGCACCUUGCCAACAUCCAGAUGCCCUAUGUCGAGAGCAGAGUCUCGGAUGGUCCCACUUUGCCCUUGACGGUCGCCCGGCUUUGA